GCCAUUUACUUUAUCCAAGAAAGAGGUGUUUACGCACCUUUGUGCCAGCCACUGUGCAGGGAGCGGCCCUCACCGAGCGGCGUCCAGCUGGGGAGAGAAACAGCAAGCAUACAAGCAGUUACAGUUGCCAUGGAACGUUAAGACGUUCUUACCUGGGCCAGCUCUCCGGUCAUGCCCAGGGUUCCCCCCGGGAACUCCCUGCUGCUGGGCACCAUGACGGUGAGGGGGGCCGCACUGGCCCCAGAUCCGGCGUUGCCCACGACCGCGGCAGCCUCGCCCAGUGUCUCCGCGACCCCCGAGGGCAGCCCCAUGGCCAUGGAGCAGCCUGUGUUCCUGAUGACAACCGCCGCUCAGGCCAUCUCCGGCUUCUUCGUCUGGACAGCCCUGCUCAUCACCUGCCACCAGAUCUACAUGCACCUGCGCUGCUACAGCUGCCCCAACGAGCAGCGCUACAUCGUCCGCGUGCUCUUCAUCGUGCCCAUCUACGCCUUCGACUCCUGGCUCAGCCUCCUGUUCUUCACCAACGACCAGUACUACGUGUACUUCGGCACCGUGCGCGACUGCUACGAGGCCUUGGUCAUCUACAAUUUCCUGAGCCUGUGCUAUGAAUACCUUGGGGGAGAAAGUUCCAUCAUGUCAGAGAUCAGAGGGAAGCCCAUUGAGUCCAGCUGUGUGUAUGGCACAUGCUGCCUUUGGGGAAAGACUUACUCCAUUGGAUUCUUGCGGUUCUGCAAGCAGGCCACCCUGCAGUUCUGCGUGGUGAAGCCGCUCAUGGCUGUCAGCACCGUGGUCCUCCAGGCCUUUGGCAAGUACCGGGACGGUGACUUUGAUGUCGCCAGCGGCUACCUCUACGUGACCAUCAUCUACAACGUCUCUGUCAGCCUGGCGCUCUACGCCCUCUUCCUCUUCUACUUCGCCACGCGGGAACUCCUCAGUCCCUACAGCCCUGUCCUCAAGUUUUUCAUGGUCAAGUCUGUCAUCUUCCUCUCCUUCUGGCAAGGCAUGCUCCUGGCCAUCCUGGAGAAGUGCGGGGCCAUCCCCAAGAUAUACGCGGCCCACGUGUCAGUGGGCGAGGGCACUGUGGCUGCCGGCUACCAGGACUUCAUCAUCUGUGUGGAGAUGUUCUUUGCAGCCCUGGCCCUGCGGCACGCCUUCACCUACAAGGUCUACGCCGACAAGAGGCUGGACGCGCAAGGCCGCUGUGCCCCCAUGAAGAGCAUCUCCAGCAGCCUCAAGGAGACCAUGAACCCACACGACAUCGUGCAGGAUGCCAUUCACAACUUCUCGCCCGCCUACCAGCAGUACACGCAGCAGUCCACCCUGGAGCCCGGACCCACCUGGCGUGGCAGUGCCCACGGCCUCUCACGCUCCCACAGUGUCGGAGGCGCCCGAGACAAUGAGAAGACACUCCUGCUCAGCUCCGAUGACGAGUUCUAGGUGUGGCCGCUGUGGAGAGGCUCAGCACCUUGGCCAGAGGGCAGGCUGGCACAGCGUUGGCAUUGCCCUUUAAUUUAUUGGACCAGAACACUCGUGUAUUUCUUCCAGAGGAACAGCCGGUCACUGUCUGCCCAGGGGACAGCCCAGGCCCACCCUCGAGCCUUCAGGAAUAUUUCUACAAGGCCAAGACUGCACUGCCCGGGCGAGGGGCACAGGACGCUGGGAGUGACUCUCAUGCCCUUGCUGCUCGUCCCAUGGUGGUGGCAUAUUGGGACCAGCGGCCACAGUCCUCUCAGGCCUGUCCCCCAGGUCAUUGCCCUCCCCCAUGAGACUUACAGCCCCACCCCUAACACCGUGCAAUACACAACCCUGGCUCUUCCCGCCUGCCCCCUCCCCUGUCCACCCUUGUCCAGAGCUAGAUUAGCCUCACCCCGGGCAGGAGGCGGGAGGAGGGAACGCGAAGCUCUCCGCGGACCCCCUCCCGACCCAGGCCUGCCUGGCAUGCUGCAAGGAUCAGAGCCAGACACCAAGAGCCAUGGGUCCCACGAGGAAGGGUGCUCAGGUGCCUCUGGGCCCCUCUUCUGUCGAUGAAGCCUCUCCAAGCGGGGUCCCUGGGCCCCUGGGUGUCCUUUCUGUGGCUGUACUUCUGCCUGCCUCAUGCCCUCUCUUCCUGGCAUGCUGAGGACAGCUAGCAGCCCACACUGCCCCGUCACUUGGGGUCUUUCUUGAGAGCAUUUUUGGGCAGAGCCCUUGCUUCCUGGCUGCUCAGAGGGUCAGGGGCUCCCACCCUCCUUCCCAGGCUGAGCUACCAGAACCUCUCCUGGGUCCUAUCCCUCCCUGGGGCUGCUCCCUUCCAUUUCAGGGGAAGAGUCUGAGUCUUCAUGUUUCAGACCAGCUUCCAAGGAGGAUGGAGGGCUGGGGCAUGCAGCAGGGGGCUGGGAUGGGGGUGGGCGGGGUGGGGGGAGAAGUGGUCCCAGGCUCCUCUCCCUGUCCCCAUUCCCCCAUGGGGCCUGGUGUCCUGCCUCAUCUGUCUCCGCAGCCCAUCUCUUCUGUGCCUUAGUCACAUAUGAAAGCCCCCCCUCUGAAGUCCCUCAGUCUGUCCCAGACACUCCCUGGGGACUCUCUGUUAAGCUGCUGGCACUCAGAGCAUUCUGCAGUGCUGGGCCAGGCGCCCUUGGACAGGCCUUAGGGGUGACCAGGACCACCAGUCCCCUCCCCUCACCCACCUCCACACCCAUAUACCUAGAGCCUCCUAGGGCCGGAGCCCCCAGAAAGGCUGGGCUUGCACUGGCCAUUAUCUUAGGAAGAGCCUCGAGGUGGACAUGAUGCUCAUUCAUACCGCAGUGUCCUGUCUGAGAGCAAACACUCGGGUUUGGGCGCAGCAGCCUGGGGAAGGGGUGGGGUGAGGGGUUAGGGCCCUGCUCUGGCGUCAGCUUCACCGUGGAAUCUUCUGCUCAUUCCUGGAGUGAACUGUGCCGAGGGUUGAGUGGGGGGGGUUGCAUCCCUAAGUUGUCCUUCUGGGCACUUGGCCCUUAUGACCAAGCCGGCCCUCGGGGGCACAGAAGCCUGUUUGUAGGGUACUGAAGGGUAGCUCUCCAGCCCCUGUCCAGUGGUCCUGGUACCAGGCUGCCCAGGAAGGCGGCGGGUAGCUGCAGGCUGUCUAAAGAUGACCUCCGUACCCGUUCCCACCAUUUUCUUUCACGAAUCUCUUUCUCUGAUUCUCCUUCCAGGCCAAAGUGUGCAGCUGACUCCCUGCCCCCAGUCUCUGCCGCCCUGGCACUUGCCCUAUAGCUCAGUGGCAGGGAGCCAGUGGCCCCUGGGGAGGUGGGGGCCGGGGGCUGGGAACUCAUGCCUGACCAAGCCACCCCUCCUUCCUAGGAUGCGUAACCUACCUUGUCUUUUUUUUUUUUUUUUUUUCCUGAUAGAGUAGCUCUUUGUAUAUAAAAAAUACUUGAAAAAUUAAUUGUAUGAUGUAUGAGAAGACAGAGUCCCCUAGUUUUGUAUCUUGUGUAUGACUGCCAUGAGUUCCAUCAGAAAGUCGCUCUAUUUUGGUCUCUGACAUUUUAAAUGCGUGACAGAAGUGAGCAAAUAAAGUGAGAAAGAUAUAUAUGAGAUCAUAUAGAUUGUAUUGAAA
Molecule: messenger RNA, 3571 nt
Organism: Pteropus alecto (black flying fox)
Lineage: Eukaryota; Metazoa; Chordata; Mammalia; Chiroptera; Pteropodidae
Gene: TMEM184B
Product: transmembrane protein 184B
Exons: 9
Coding region: 172-1437 (421 amino acids)
Biological process (GO): transport
Molecular function (GO): transporter activity
Source: RefSeq, a predicted model, not a curated record